UAGGAAAUGGAACCUUGAGUUUUGUGGUGAACCUAGCAUGCUAAUUUUAUUAGAGAAAUUAUCAUUGGGAAACCAAAGGCUGUUUCACUGGAAAUGCAAACUAUAAUGACUAAGGAGAGGCGAGAGCUAUAAAUUCAGGACCUCAGUUGCUCAUUUGACAUAUGCUUCCUAGUUCCUCGCCCAGCCACUUCUGUCUCUCUGAAAGCCGGAUUUCGCUGAAAUUAUCAUGAAUUCACUCGAGGCAGCAAACAUUCGGUUUGGGCUUGACCUUUUCAAAGAGCUGAAGAAGACAAGUGAUGGCAAUGUCUUCUUUUCUCCUAUGGGCAUCUCAACUGCCAUUGGCAUGAUCCUUCUGGGCGCCCGAGGGAGAACGGCCCGCCAGUUAGAGAAGGUGUUUUACUCUGAAAAAGACAUAGAAAGCUCAAGAGCAAAAGCUGAAGAAAAGACUGAGAAGACAGAAGAGAUACAUCACCAGUUCCAAAAGAUUUUGACUGCGUUAAACAAGCCCAGUAAUGAUUAUGAGCUGAGCAUAGUCAACAGGCUAUUUGGAGAGAAGACAUACCUCUUCCUUCAGAAAUACUUAGAUUAUGUUGAAAAAUAUUACCAUGCUACUCUGGAACCUGUUGAUUUUGUGAAUGAAGCUGAAGAAAGUCGAAAGAAGAUUAAUUCCUGGGUGGAAAAACAAACGAAUGGAAAAAUCAAGGAACUGUUUCCAACUGACUUAAUUAGCAGCUCCACCAAGCUGGUGUUGGUGGACACAGUUUAUUUUAAAGGGCAAUGGGACAGGGAAUUUAAGAAAGAAAAUACCAAGGAGGAGCAGUUUUGGCUGAAUAAGAGCACAAGUAAACCUGUGCUGAUGAUGGAGCAGCACCAUGCCUUUAACAUCACCUACCUGGAGGACUUGCAGGCCAAAAUUCUGGGAAUUCCAUAUAAAAGUAAUGACCUAAGCAUGUUCGUGCUGCUGCCAAAUGACAUAGAUGGUCUGGAGAAGAUUAUAGAUCGCAUAACUCCUGAGCAGCUGAUGGAGUGGACUAGCCCAGGGCAUAUGAAGGAGAGGAAUGUGAGCCUACAGUUGCCCCGGUUUGAAUUGCAGAAAACUUACAAUCUUGAGGACACCCUAGGUGCCAUGGGGUUAACGGACGCCUUCAGAGAGUCCCAAGCAGACUUUUCGGGAAUGUCCACCAGCUCCAGGCUGUACAUCCAGAAAUUCCUGCACAAGUCCUUCGUGGUGGUGACAGAGGAAGGCACCGAGGCUGGGGCUGCCACAGGCGUGGGCAUGACCGUGACCAUCACAUCAGCCCCUCUGUAUGAAAACUUCCACUGCAAUCAUCCUUUCCUGUUCUUCAUCAAGCACAAUGAGUCCAACGGUGUCCUCUUCUUUGGCCAGUUUUCUUCCCCUUAGGCCUGUCGUUUCCAUGGCAUUGCUGCUCUCAGAACAAGACCCCUGCUGGAGUAUUCCUAUGAUUCUGGACAUAGCCUGUUCUUUACAUAUUUUUUUGCUUCUUUGCAUUCCAACCUUGCUGUCAAAAUUGAUGAUUUAAUGACUGAAAUAGUGUGUGGGAGAUCUUGGGUGGCACAAAUGAUUAAACCAUCAUCUACUCACCGAAAGUUUGGCUCUUUGAACCCACCCACAAGUGCCUUGGAAGAAAGGCUUGGCAGUCUGCUUCCAAAAGGUCACAACCUUGAAAACCCUAUGAAGCACAGGUCUGCUCUGCACAUACGGGGUCACCAUGAGUCAGAAUCAACUCGAUGGCAACCAGCAACAACAAUGUAGUGUGUGUUUGUAAUUUUCCUUGAAAGUAAAAUAUCCUUUUGUUUGAUAUGUGUAAAGAGAGCCAAACAAAAUAAUGCAUUUGGCUCAUUAACCACCUUCCCUUGAAUUUUUGGGAAGUAAAUCAAUGUCUUAUUGUAGUUUUUUUGUGCAAGUCUUUGCAGUAAAGAGGACAGACUAGUGAUUUCAGGGGUCCCUCCAGUUCUGAUAUUUUGGGAUACUAAAAUACACAAAUAAAAUCAAACAAUAAUUUACUCAACUCGUGUGUUAAUUUUUAUUUCUAGUGGAUAUUGUGUUCAACUGCGCACAGAAAAGAGAAUUUAGAAACAAGUUAGUAAAACAUAAAUGAAAACAUAAGAGAUAAAAAAAAAAAUAGAACAGUAUAUCAGACAGAAGGGACUCCCCUCCCAUAUUUUCAUUCUCCGUUCCAACACUCAAAAGACAAAACAAAAUAAAACUGUAUACCAGACAGGGAAGAUACCCACCUUUUCAUCCUGCGUUCCAAGGGAGUAUAUUAUUCAUUGUCAGUUGCAUAAGCAUUUUUAUACCUGUGAAACAAACGUGGUAUUUGAGAAGCUAAAUGUUGUAGCCAAUUAACGUUCCUACCCUGUCACUUUUCUAGGCUUUGGAAAGUAAAUAUUUAGAACAACUUUUAGGGCAGUAAAUGUUUUCUUUCCCUUUUUUCCUUUCACGUAUGUUAUAGAUUGAA
Loxodonta africana (African savanna elephant) is the source of this 2480-nucleotide messenger RNA. RefSeq names its product serpin family B member 13 (gene SERPINB13). Gene Ontology annotation, molecular function: serine-type endopeptidase inhibitor activity. The coding region runs from base 227 to 1402 and encodes 391 amino acids. The record is from RefSeq and is a predicted model, not a curated record. The transcript is spliced from 8 exons. NCBI's taxonomy places the organism in Eukaryota, Metazoa, Chordata, Mammalia, Proboscidea, Elephantidae.